This is a messenger RNA of Porites lobata, 14795 nucleotides long. The record is from the annotation of a GenBank genome assembly. Lineage: Eukaryota; Metazoa; Cnidaria; Anthozoa; Scleractinia; Poritidae.
AUGGCGGAUGAUGUGGAAAAAGAAAAACAGGAAAGUUGUGAUUUUUCGUCUGCUACGCUGAAUUUGCAUGGUUCAGACACGGAAGUUGUUAUUCAUAGAGAGGUCUUUGAUUCAUGUUCCAAUCUGGAUGAUGAAAAAAAUGAGAAAUCUACCGAAAAAAUCAAUCCCGAUUUGGAGAGUGAGAGUUGGAGAUGGACACCAACGAGUUUUGUAAAUAACUCGGAUGAUCUGGAUAAAGACAGUCAUAUUGAGUCUGUUGUGGACAAAUCUACUUUUAGUGAGGAUGAAAAAUGUAUUAAAAAUGAGGAUUUAGAGAGAACGAGUUCAACUAUGUUCAAUUCUAAGGGAUUAAUUCAGACUGAGAACGUUACAAAAUUAUUGGAAUCACGAGUUACGGAGAGAUCACCAGAUAUGGAAUUUAGACAUAGAUACUCUACUAAUGAGAGACUGAGUAAACGAGACGAAGAAACUAGGGUGCUGCAAAGUAAUGACAAUUCCUCUGAAGCAGUGGAGGUCGUGGAACCAAGUAGAAAGUCUCACAAUAAAGUUGAAGAAAGUCCAGUGAUAAAGGAGGAAGCUUCUGAACAGGACCUUCAUGAUGGUGUAAGAAGUAAGUAGGUGGUUUGUUGGUGUCGCAGAUGGUGUGAUACCCACAUAUUUUGAUACAAAAUUUUAGAAGACACUAGAUUAUAUCCACACAAUGGAACAGUUCUUAAACAACAAUAAUUUCCAUAACACCAAGAAAUACCUGUAUAAUUUGUCAUAAUUUGUUGAAACACUUCCGGAAAACUCAAGAUAAACUUACUCAAUUCAUGAAUACAUAUAUUGCUUCCCUCCCCUUUCGGCAAUACUGGUUUCAAAUGUGUGCUUUGGCACAAGCAUUUUCGAGAUCAACAUUGAAUUCGCAAGCAUUUCAACAAUAUUAUGAUGGGAAUGUAGGUUGGCCCUCCUUAUGUCAAUUUGGGCACAUUAAGAUGGGUGUAUAUAGAAACAAUGACGAGUUACAACAAUAAAAGGCAUUUUUUUUCUUCAGGCAAAAUUGAAAGGGUGUCAUGAAAGAAAAAAAAAAGUUAAAAGGUUCUAUUAUUUAUUCAUUGUUAGUAAAACAAAGAGAGAAUGCUGCUACAGAGUGCAAAGAAAGUCAGUUUUACAGCCUGCCAUUCGGGCAAGCUGUAGGUAGCAUGUACUGGCCCACAUGUCAUUUUAACUGGUCCCCAACCCUUUUUGUUAAGCAGGAUUGAUUACAGUCCUUCUGCAAUUUGAAUUUUCCCGAAAAACAGCACUUACCCGUCGGGCAAGUUAAGAGCAAAAAUCACUAGCCCGAUAGCAAAAUCCACUAGCCCCGGGCUAUCGGACACGACUUUCUUUGCACGCUGUACUAGCUACAGUUGGCAACAAAAUUGUUGAGACACUGUCCUUAAUUGGGUUACUUCAAAAGAACAAAACAAUCUGCACCCCUCCCCUUUGCCCUCCAUUCAAAUUUGGGGUGUUUGUUGUUUGUUAUAAGUAGUUCAUACAGUGGCAUGACAUUGCUUGGAGGGGAUAGUGUCAGGAACGCUGCUCCUUUCCCUUUUGAAGUCGGCAAAAUGCAGGCGGACUGUCUAAUGUAUGAUGACUUAAGAAGUGAAAAUAGUGUCAAAUUUCUCGUGUCGGUGCAGUCUUGCUUGAAUUUAUGACUCAUGAUUUCACUUUAGAGCUGUCAUUCAUGAAGUACAUUAUGGCAGAAAUCUCCCGGGGAAAGUAUAUGGAACUUGAAGAAGACAAGUAUACAGAAAAGCGUGAGAAGGUGUACACAUUCAUGAAAAUUCCAAGAGAGUUUGAAAAGGUUAAUAUUCUUCCUUUUGUUUGUUUGUUGUUUGCUUGUGUUUGUUUGUAGAACUUGAAGCACUAUUCUCUACAGUUUUCUUGGUUUUUUUUAUCAUUAUAUGGUUACAAAAUUAAAAGUCUUUUUUAAGGUGCAAAGGUUAUGAAUAAAUUAUUCUUAAAAUCAUUGUUAUAUUUUUAUCUUAUACUUAAACUCACCACAAUUACAGCAUUAUUGAAACCUAAGUUUUGUUUUUUUAAAACAGUUUGCACUCACAGCAUUGUUUUGGGGUUUCUGUUUUCUUUCAGCUGAUGGUUUUUGGUUUCAUGCUGUGCCUUGACUGUUUUUUGUUCAUGUUUACAUUCCUUCCAUUACGUUUGAUUGUUGCAUUUUACAAGAUUUUAACUGGACUGCUGUUUUGCAGAAUGUGAGUUACAAAAUGAUACAAAACUUUUAUUACAAUCAAACCCCCCUUUACGGACAUCUCAUUUUUACAGACAGUUUGAUUUGUCCCUCCGAAAAGAAAGCCCUUACAUUUUCUCUAAAUUUAACCUGCUCAAUAGGGACACCCCAUUAAUAUGGACACUUCCUAUGGCACCCUCAAUGUUCGUAUUAAUGGGGUUUGACUGUAAUACGUGUAUCAAUUAGCAAUUAAUGAAUUUGGCUUUCAUAGGAUAUGAAAUUAAGCAGAUCGAGGAGGGUACACCCUCCUCGAUCUGCCUAAUUCUUCAUAUACUACAAAAGCUGAAUUCGUUAAUUGUUUUAUUAUUUAUUCAAAAUAAUUCCUAGUUUAAAAACAUAGCUAAAACAUGCUUACUUGGAUCGAUGUUAAGUUCAUCUUCGAUAGUGUACCUUUAGGUUUGUCCAGCUCCGCAAAUUUUCUCCAAACAGCAGAUGUCACCCUCUGAGUUGUCUUCUAGCUGUUUUUGCCAUGUUUUUAGCUAUUAUUCAGGGUUGUCAUUGAGAGGCGGGGGCCCGGGAUUUCCCCGGCCUACUAAGAACAUGGCCCCCGGCUACUUUCAUAGGAAAAUAGAAGAAAAAUAGAACCAAAAGAAAUCCCUAGGUGUUUGAUUCCCCACCUACUUGUUGUAUUUUACCCGGCAACUUGGAAUCUUAUUGACAGCCCUGAUUAUUUCGCCGAGUUCCAGCUGUAGUUCUUACUCUUGAAACGGGCGAAAUGUCCGCCAUUUUUUUUUCACAACCAAAAUGGCUCAACCUAGUCCCCAGGUCUUCUCGGUGAACGGUGCCUUAACCUGUAGUGGGCUGCUUUUUUGACAUCAUUUCCUCGUUAAACACAAAAUUCUUCCGAAUUUGGUCAUCAGUAACUGGUUAUAGUGAAUUGUGCGUGUGCUUUUAGCCAAUCAGAGUUGGGGAAAUAUUUUAAAUGAAUAAUAAUUAAUUUUUAGGAACUGAAUGACACUUGCUCCAAUACUUGUAACAGGGAACUGUCACAGCAUUAAUCUUAGUUUCUUGUUGAAUUAACUAAAUCUUAAAUUAUCAAAAUCUAAUGGCCUUCACUUAUCUCAGUUACGCUGUCUUAACUUUGUUAUUCAGGUCACGAAUGUUACAACCUGCACAAAUAUGUGACUUACUGAAAGGUAUGGUUCUCAUGUUUAGUUUUUAAAGUUAUGUUGACCUUGCCUGCAUUUUGUGAAUGACAUAUUUUCAAAAUGUAUAUCCAAGAAAUUUCUCAUCAAGAUAUAUAUAUUCUUUGUGAAGUUAAUUCAAUUGUGUUUUACAAUGAAGUUCUAAAUAAUGAUAGUUUUCUUUCAGGAUCAAUUGUUGUGAUCUGCUGGGUACUUUUAACUUAUGUGGAUGUUUCUGUUCUCUACCACAUUGUGAGAGGACAAUCAGUCAUCAAACUUUACGUCAUUUACAACAUGCUAGAGGUACAAGUUAGAAAAUCUUGUGCAGUUGUCCUCAGAAAGUAAAGAGUUUUUAAAUUACCCCAUUGGAAUCUCAUUUCUUUGAAAUACCAAACACUAAAUCUUUUCUAGACUAAACAGCCUCUGAGGACCAGCGAUAGCUUUAGCCACCACAUGUGAUCACUUCAAACAAGAAAAAUAAUAAUUAUUGUUGAGAGGAAGCAUUGCAGUGGCAAGACUUGAAGCAAGAGAUACAGAUUAAUAUUUGCUGAUUAUAAUUUAUUCUUGUACCCUUAAACACCUUUAUAUACCUACAGUGUAUGUGGUAUUCUCCUUACCCUAUUCUAUAACUCAGCCUAUGAAGUCUCUGCCCUUCUAUAUACUUCCACUAAGCCUGAAAAACAACCCCUAUCAGGUGAGAUAUCCCUCAAAGGCCACUACAGUGAGUACAUUGGAAUUCCGCCUUACAACCACCCUGUUUAUGCGACCACCUCUUUAUUACGACCAUAUUCUUUCAACCCAAACUUAAAAAUAACAGAGUCAUUUUAUUAUUUUGAAGACCCCAUUAAUGAGACCACCUCAUUAUUACGACCAGGAUUUUAUGGCCCAACAGAGGUCGCAUUAACUGGGUUCCACUGUAUUCCUGUAUCCCCACUCCCUCCUCCCCCCAAAACUCUUUCUCCUUUCUUCCUUGUCUUUUUUCUCUGUUUUAACUUUAAUAAUUAUUUGAUAUUUUACAACUAAACUUUUACUGUCUUGUAGAUAGCAGACAGACUGUUUUCAUCAUUUGGACAAGACAUCUUGGACGCACUAUUUUGGACAGCAACUGAACCAAAAGAUAGAAGACGUGAACAUAUCGGAAUUAUUCCACAUUUUGUUAUGGCAGUCGUUUAUGUGUGUAUCCUUCAGAUGCGUAAUGAAACUUAUGAUGUUUUUAAAUGACUUAAAAGUCGUAGACAAAAUCAUUAAAUCUGCUUGGCAUAUUACAGUUUCAAUUUCUUUGUCAUUGCUGAUUGAUCGUAUUUGGACAAUGUUAAUGCAUUUCCUGUAAAUGUUUGGUAACUGAUGGCAUCCUUGUUUUGGAAGCAGAAUUGUGCAGUUUCAAAGCCGGGUGGCCUAAAAUAGAAAUGAUUAUUAAAAUGCAUAACCUCACAGGGGAAAGUAUCUUGGGUUUUAUUUGGUUCUGCGCAAAGUGAAAUCCAUCAAAUGUGUAGCCGAAAAGCCGAAUAGUACGAUCUUCACCAGAAAGGACAUAUAUUUCUGGUAUAGUUGUUUAGCCUUAACAUGUGAAGUUUUUCAUGCUGUUUUAGUGUUGUUUCAAUCCAUCUGUCUCAAUGUUGCUGUUAAUUCACACAACAAAGCUUUGUUAGUCAUCAUGGUGUCAAACCAGGUAGGUGCACUUGUUAGUAAUACAGUGGAACUCCAGUAACUGUGAAGGGAAAUGUAAAAGUUAGCGAGGGUUUGAGUUAUCGCGGUCAAUUGCAAAAUUCCAUUUGCCAUGGUGGUUAAAAUGGGCAGUUACUGAUUUUCAGCACUUGAACAGUGUAUGGUGCAAUGCAAAUUUAACUUAUUUCAUCAGAAACGGUAACAUGACGCAGAUGUUCUUAGGGGUUUGUCACACGUUCCUGCCCUGUUAAUGGGGCAGGAAUGCAACACUCACCCCUGAGAACUUCUGCGCGGGAGGCUAACAAGGAAGUGGCUGCUUGAGAGAGAGAGAGAGAGAGAGAGAGAGAGAGAGAGAGAAAGCUGAUUGUAUAUUUUUGUCUUCACCAGUUUGUGGAACUAAAAGGAAGUGUUUUCAAGAAAUUUGAAAAGAACAACUUAUUUCAAAUGGCAUGCAGUGGUAUGUUGAAAUACGGUCGUUAUAUUUUAAGAAUUUAUAGUUUACUUGUAGAGAGAACUCUGGCUAAGUUUUUGUUUUCUUUUUGCAGAUAUAAGAGAACGAUUUCACUAUUUGAUUUUAGUAACAAUUGUAACGCUUCGGAACUUGACAGAAUUUAAUUGGAACCUUGGUAAGUCAAAAGAGUAGACCUUUUUCUAAGUGAAAUGAAAAAGGAUACUGUAAAAGGAAAAACGGAAAAAAUCUUUACUUGCGUAAGGUGGACGGUUCUUCGGGGACUAUCAGAGCGAUUUUCACAUGACCUUGAAAAAUGGUUUCAGUAAUUGUUCGUUAUUUGUUUUAUCAGCCAAUGGAUGAAAAGGUCAAAACAUGGCCUUUUCGUUUUCCCACCAAAAAGACCUAAUAUGGAGAAGGCAUUGGUCGAUUGGCCAAUCAUGUUGCAGUUGGUUGCAGUAUGACGUCAAAGCGAAGUAUCGAUUGAUUUCUAGAAAGUUCUCGGGCAUGAAGUUUUUUUUACCGGAGUGUUCGAUUAACCAACCGAAAGCCACCUGGGUUUGUAUCCGUUCGAUAAACCAAUCAAAUCGCUCUGUUUCCGUUCGUUUGUUUUUUUCUGUUUUGUUCUCGCGUUUUCAUUUCAAGUUCAUAUGAAAAUCGCUCUAACCCUUUACAAGCCCAGAAUCUACUUACAAAUUCUCCGCACUGAUCUCUAUACAUUUCCUUGAAGAAUUAGAGGAGAUAGCUUGUUUAAAAAUCAAAGAAUUUUCCCAGAACCUUUUUUUUUGCUUAUCUUUUGAUAUUGUGAUGACAAAAUUGAUGACCAACAUUAAUUUUCUCUUAACAAAAUCAGCAGAUCAUCAAGAGUAAAGGUUACGAGAAUUACUUAAUUGAUUACCAAAUGGAGAAUGCGUUGAUCUUAAACCGAAUUCUCUCAACUAUUCUUAAAAGAAAUGUAUGGAGAUCAGUCUGGAGAAUUUGUAUGUGGAUUUUGGGACUUAAAGGGUUAAAAGUGCUAAAAACUGCAAAGUUGCCAAAAAAUGACGAUAACCGCGAAACUGGGAUAAAAAUUCAGUGUCGUGAUCACAUUUUUGUCUUUACAGAGCAUCUUUAUGUGAUCUGCCCUUAUCUGGUUGCCGUUGUAUCGUCUGAAUAUUUUGUUGAUUGGAUCAAACAUGCUUUUAUCACUAAAUUCAAUAACAUUCCUGUUGAGGUAAGUAUAUAUAUGCAUUCAUUUUAGCACCAAAAUGAAAGAAUUCAAAACAGUAGUAGCUUCUGUCCUGCUUGGGGGAGUUUAUGUUUCUUGUUCAUGUUUUAGAGUCUGGAAAGAAGGAUCCGGAUCCCGUAUUCCCGCUCCGUUGUUCACGAGAAUCCCGCCCCCCGAAAUUCUCUCGUCGCUAUCCCGAAUACCGUCGGUUUUUCUUUCCCAAUCCUGCAUCCAUGCCCAACUUUUGGCGAAUCUCACUUCCCGGGUAGCAGUCAAAUCUCGUAUCCCGUUAGCGUUUUGCCGAAUCCCGCAAUGUAUUUUGCUCAAAUUUCGGAUUCCGGGAAUGACGUUCCAGACCCUGAUGUUUAUUACUCACCACCGACGGUAUUUUGCACAGAGUAGGCGACUGUUUUCAAAACAUUGUUUUUUAUUUGGCUAAAAUAUUGAAGGAUCAUUUGUUUCUGAGGCCAAAUAUUCGUCCCUGAAGCUGAGUUUAUUCAGACCUUAUUGUCUAAACAACAUUUCCUUAUAUCCAGAUUAUCUAGGCCUGAAACAUAUUUAUCUCGCGCGAUGUAAUUAGGGGACAUUUGCGUUCGUAAUGUCUGUUUUUUUUAGUUUAGUUUUUUCUUGAAAGAUUCACGAAUUUUACUACGUAGUUGCAUUUUGUUGUAGCUUCAGAAAACAGCCGACAUUCCGGGACGCCACCACUGUCUCCCCGCGAAGUGACGUCUGAUGACGCGUCACUACCCAUAUCUGACUAUUGCUUCUGAUUGGUCUUGCCGCAAUCAGAAGCACUACCCAUGCGUCAUUAGUAUGGAAUUUCUCAGACGUCAUUUCCCAGCAAACCAGUGGUGGCAUCGCGAAAUGUCUGCUGUUUUCUCAGGCCAAUUUUGUCGCUGUUCAGGUGCCUCAGGUGCUGUAGUCAAAUUUCUGUUGUUAAUGAUCGAUUAAUUGUAAACAGCACUGGAUAUGUUCAUUCGUCUGUAGGUUUAUUGUGAAUACAGGACCCUGCUGGCUGAAGAUGCUACUUCAAGUCGACAAAAGAACGUGAGUAAAUAUGUCAGUCUUGAACAAAAACAAGUCCGGAAGAAUACACAUAAAAAUCAGUGAUUUAUUUGUACGUGCAGCUACCUCGUGAGGAUGCGUGAAGAGCUAUUAGAAGAGUUGGUGUGAAAGCGCUUCUCCAGUUUCUAGGAGUUACUCUUAAGCUUACUCAAAAACCUGCUGUCCUGCGUCGGCUAUACUCCUCUUUUUCGCGAUCUCUUUUGUUUCCUUGGUUAUUUGCUAGACCAACAAUCGCUACCGGCGUUAGAAGCGAUAAAAAACUUCUCUAAUUGCCUUUUGGUUUCUCGAUUAUGUUGAUGCUAGCCUCCCGCGCAGACGUUCUUUGAGCUUUGUCACGCGUUCCUUCCCCACGAAGGAGGAGGAGGAUUGUAUGAUGGAGGUGAGGAUUGCGUGACGAGCCAAAAGAACAUCUGGAUGGGAGGCUAUGUUGAUGCGCAGUAAAAAAAAACGGUAAUCAUCUUUAUAACGCACAUGUCGCGUUCUUUCAUGAUUCUGUACCUGAUUGUGAUAAAAUGGGGUGGUUAAGCAGUUGUUAUGUUCACAGUAGUUGUUUUGUCUCACAGGCACAUGUUGACCAUUUUGAUCUUGUUUCUCGUCGGAUGGGCUUUAUUCCUCUUCCUUUGGGAUCCCUGGUGAGUUAGUCAUGAUUUGCAUUAUAUAUAACAGCGCUCUCGUGUUGGGUUUCGCGCUAGCUUUCACGCAAUGAGUUUACGACCGCUCACGCAAAACGCUCCUGGCUUUGUUCUCUCUCGUUUCUCAGCCUCCGCCUUAACUUAACUUAACUUUAUCAACCGUUUUUUCAAAAAGUAGCCACAAACUUAACGAAAAAAAACUUGCACGAUGGAUGCUAAAGCCAGAGGCUUAUAUGUUCAAAGUUACAGAAAAAAACUGUUUAGGAAUCACAUUGCGUUCUUGUUCUGGACAUUUUCAACGUCCACUUAACUGCUGCAUGGUGAUAUUUUCAGGUUAUAAAAGUAAUCGCGCAGUCUGUUAAGCUUCAUGGAGUAGCUGGAGUUUGUCUCUUUCUCAGCACUUUUGUUUUGUGAGUAUCACAUUUUUAACUAUUUUUCUCGCCUGUUCAAGACAUCAUGCAAUUCGCGUUGUAAAGUUUUCCUUGAAUAGGCCUUUUUCAUUAGUUGAUCACGUGAUCAACUUUCUGUAAACACGAAAACAAUUCCCUUUUGAAAAAUUUUGUUAGCACGAACUGAAAGAGCAUAUGAAAAUUAGGUAACCUGUAAAUGUAAAAAUUUACAAGGAUUUGUGUGGAAAACCACUCAAGCGUGACCGGGUGGCAGGAGUUGUUUUUCUCAUACAAAUCCUUUAAUUUUCGGCGACCGUUGCAAUCGCUACUUUUGAGAUAUACGGCUGAAAAUUUACAGGUUACUUAAUUUUAAUAUGCUCUUUCUUUUCCUGAUAACAAAAUUUUGCAAAUGAGAACAGUUCUCGUGUUUACAGUAAGUUGGUCACGUGAUCAACUUUUGGAAAAGGCCUGUUAAGGUCAAUCGCAAUCUCUCAGCUCUGCUCCCUAUGAUGUCAGGUAGCCGGCAAGCAGUCGGGUUCGGAAAUAAUUCACGUAUUGGUAGGGUCCCGGGGAUCAAACGCGGAACCUCCCGCAUCUAACAACAACAGCAACAUCUUUUAUUUAAACACGGUGGAUUUCAAAGCUAAUAUAACUUAUGGGGCCGUGUAAAAUGACUGAGCAAAUCUUGCUGCUGCGUUUCCUGGGUAUUACAGUCGUAACAAAGAAAAGGAGAAUCCAAGAGGCCACUUGCGAGUUCCAAAUACGCUCACUUUCAAAAGGAGGUCAAGUACACAUAGGCAGGCGGCUUAGCUAGAGAAUUAUGCUAUUUCUGAUAGAAGCACCAACCUUUGUACGAAUAGUUACAUUCCCACGCUGGUCAUUUCCUGAUAUAGUGCCAAGUUAAACUUUCUAAUUCCACCUUGUUAGCAGCAAGUGAAAUUUUCAGACCCGAGACCCCCAGCGAAGUACUUCUUUUUGCUCUUUUUUUUAUAGAUCUAAUGCACUUUACUGAUUUCAAAAUACACGUACAACAUCUGUUUUAAACAUGGAUGCGAAUUGUUAUUUUCUUCUCUUCGUGAUAUUGUUGAGGACUGUAAGGUUCUGGCUUGGCUAGUUAGCGAACGGACCGAGACUAUGUUCUUCUGCUUCUGACUUUUAUUAUUCUCGGCGUUUAACAGCUACAACUCUUCUUCUACUACUAGCAAGCCCAUCACCAGCGAAUUGAAUAACCAAAUUGUAGACUUGUUUGGGUUAGCUGACCGUGAGACCCUUCCCUGGCAUAUCCUGUCGCUUAACUUGUGAACAAUAGAAUAGUCUACACUGUCGCAAUUAACAAGUACCAAAGAACCAAUUGAAUGCUAGAGGUAAAACUGCUCGCUAGGGCCAAGCAUACAAAACAGGAACUUCAGUGGAGGUAAAACUUAAGGUCAGCUGUAAUCCCCGAACAUGAUUACUUCAAAGAACUACAAUGAGUUUAACAAAUCCUUUAAAUAGACGAUACUUGUCAAAACUCAGGAACUAACCGUGUGGCCUAUACAUUGAAUUUCCUUGGACUAUGAACUGUUUAUUAAGAAACUAGCACGUACUACCAAAUAAUCAUUCGGAUACCCUAAACAUAAGAAGAACCUUAAAAAUACCAAAACUCCAAAACAAAACUAACAGCAACGACUUCAUAACAUUCCUCCCCGGUUAAAUUGCAUGAACAUUGUCCUCCAUGUGGACGGUAGGAAGAAUUAAUACAUCACCUUUACGAACUUAUUUUAAUUAAUAAGUAUAGUAAAACUAAACAAUGUUAAAAAAAACUACCCAGCGAGACAUACAGAGUUCAUGGCAUCUCCCCCUACUGCCAUUUUACUGGUGUGAGUAUGCGUUACAACGUAGUCGUAUGCACUUUCUAGAAAACGUGGUCCGCAGUGACACCUUCUCAUGGUUUUGAGGAAGUCGUUGUUUUUCUUGAAACAAUCCAUGCAGACAAGGUGAUCACAGCGCAGAACAGUCCAGUCAAACACCGCUACACCUUUCAUUUUAAAACAAAAAAUACAAAUCCACUUUGCUAUAAAUUGAAUUUGGCGUUCAGGAUCCAUAUUUCCUACAAGCAGAAUCAGAAAAGAAUCACAACAAUAACCAAAACUAUAAUAGUACAGGAUAUAGGUCAAUUUGGUUGAAACUCGUUCACAUGAUUAUUGACUAACUUCUGAAAAUUGACUGCGCUAACAGUAGGUCCUCAAAAAUAAAGAUAUCUUCAUACUCGUGGACGCGAAAGAUAUAAGGUGCCGAGCUAAAAAAAGGUAACCAGAUGUUUUCAAAGCAAACAGCACUUCACAGAAUUGAUUUUCCGCAAACGAACGACAAUAAUUUUGCGGAAAAGUUGUACGAAAUAUGUCGCUGAUAAAGCGCUCGUUUACCAUGAAAUAACUACAAAUGUGUACAAACUCGACAACAUUGUCCACUACCCAAAUCAGAGACCGACCAAAACCAGAAAGCAACCCUAAAAACAAAUCACUAGAUUGCCACGAGAAAGAGCGACGAAUGAGUUACUAAAGGUAAAUUUAUCAGUACCAGAUUCGGGGAUAAAUGUUUUGGAAUCUUCACGCGCCCAGUUUAGACUAGUUUCUGGCUUUCCAAUUUUCACGUGUCGUGCCCCAUUAAUCAGGGGUUAACUGCCUUAAGUGACGGGGAAUAGGAACACCAAAAAAGAAAGAAUUCAACUUCAUAUCCUUCUUUUCAUCAACACAGUCAGAACGUCAGCUCUGCUGAAGGCAUUUUAUCAGUCCGAGGAACAAUGUUGAUUACUUCUAGAAAGCAAUUUCGCCCCUCUACUGAUGGUCAGCCACCACCAUUUCCAAUAGUUAGGGGUGUUCUUCCGCCUAACUCGUUCCACGGGCCUCGUUUUACAAAACUCCUUUGUCUACGUCUUUUAAAUAUUGCAAACCGACCGUACACAUUUAAAACUCGAUUCAACGCUCCGGCUGCCAAUUACUCUUCAAAACACAUUUGGCACAAGUCUUUCAUAAACUUUAUAAAUGUUGGAUACAUGCUUCACACAAAGUAGAAAAAUUUCUAUAAUGAAGCAGUCAAAUGAAAAUAACUUUAAAGAACUUCUUUAGUAGGCUUUAAACAGUAUUUUCUUCAAAACACAUUUUUACAAAACGGAGAAAUUAGUGCGAGGUUGUCGUUAUGUAAUUUGUCUCAGGCAUUAACAUUCCGAACGUUCCUCUAUCGCAACCGUACAAUUUUGGGACUUGGACUAAAACCAACAAGCUAAAAUAAUUUUAAAUUGAGGCCAAAUGACUCUGACGAUCAAAAACCAAAAAGAACGAAAUCAAUGUAAAAUAUUGUGUAACUAAAAUUUAGGCUUGCAAUGGCAUACCAAACACACAAGGAAGAACUUGCCGAGAAUCGUCCACUUAAAGCUUGCAUUUUUCUUCAGUCUGUGUAUUCACCAAAAUAAGAGGAUUCUCCACCAAAAUAUGUGGGGUUGUGUUCGAGCAACUCGCUCGCUACACUCGAUGAGGUUCCAGGAAUCUGAUUUACAUCCUGGUCGUUAUCCUGCUUUGACUUCUGCUAACAAUCUUAAUCUUAAUCUUGUUACUUUCUGCUCUACUCAAUCCUUACUCACUUCUAACUAACUAGUUCAAGUAUAGUAGCGGUUUUUAUAGCCAAAGCUUGACAUGUUUGGGUUAGCUGACUGUGGGAAUAAAAUCAAGGUGAACUCGGUGUGGGUGAUGUUUUGGUACUUCUGAACCUACAUAGUUGCGAUCGGCAAGAAGCUACAAACCAAUGAAAAACUAAGACGCUGGUUAACAAACCCAAACAGGAACUUCAACGAGACUAAUGAACCAAGGUCAGCUCUAACAUCACCAACGCGACCGCCUAUGAAGAACUAACAUCUGAUAAUGGCAAGCGAAGAAUAUUCCUAAAAUGGCAUUAAGUAAACUAGCGAAAAGAUCAAAACAGGAAACACUUUUGCGGAUAAAGAAGGCUAACCUUGACCCACCUAAUGAAACAAAAACGAAACUUAAAAGAUGAGACGGAUCUUAAAAUAACUUUCAAAAUACUUCACAACAAAAUAUAUGCAACUCGUAAUUUUGAAUUUAUCUGCACACGCUUUUUCUCUUUUUUCUCUUGGUUCGGAUGGUGAAAGCUUGCGCUGUCUCAUUCUAAAUGUGCAUGCGACUGGGUACAGCCAACACCAAUCUUGACCGAAAUGUUAAUUUAAAACGAAAAAGACAGUGUGAAAUAUGACGAUUUUCCUAACCAAAGUCAAUCGUUUCGCUUUUUUGCUCGCUCGAGCCAUUGUUGCAGAUUACGCGCGGCAGCAAAACAAACUGAACGUAAUCAUUGGAGCACAUCAGUUUUAUACAGUCGUUGUAGUUUAAGGUUUAAUGGCGUCCGAUAAACAAGACGUACGGGGUAAACAGGCUGGGAUCACUGACUGAAAUUAUACUAUGUUUUUAUAAACAAGGACAAAUGAAUUUCAUUGAAUUAUUAGUUAAUUGUGGUUUCUAUGGAAACCGACGUAAUUCCGGCUUGGCACUAUAUCUGAAAAUGCUUGUAUUGGUGACUACUAUCAGUGUGCCAAAUUUCAUGCUUGUAUCUAAAGGUGCACAAUUCACCUGAAAUUUCGAGCCAUGCUACCGGACUAACAACCUUUCUUGUGAAGAUGAAUGUUAUUACCUUGCGAGUAGAGUCUCCUUCGAUCUUCCUAGAUCUUCCCGACGUAUCUAAGAAGAUCAAAGGAGACUCUGCUCGCAGGGUAGAAUGUUAUUUUGCAUGAGAAUGAAAAAUUAUUUCCACAUCAAAGGCUGAGCACUUUAAAACCUCGUUUUGAUGCAGAGGCCAGGGGGACUCAGAAAUGGUCUAUUGAAGACAAAUUCGCGACUGGAAACUGGGUCGAGUUAGCUUUUGCAUGCGCAUGCAUACAACUACCGUAUUUAUUCGAAUAAGCGCCCAACCUCGAAUUAGCGCCCACCUCGAAUAAGCGCCCAUCCCAAAGGCAGAAAAAGUUAAUAAGCGCCCACCCUCGAAUAAGCGCCCACCCCCUACUCCUCCCAAUCAAACUCAAAUAAGCGCUCACCCCACCCCACCCACUUGAGUGAGUAAAUUCUAAUAAGAGACAUCCCCGAGGACGGAGUCUUCUUCAGAGUAUUUUACAGAAACCUUGCUUUGUUACUUCUUCGCGUUUUGUUAUUAGCAUUUAUUGUUUUGUUAUAAAAUAAACACGCUUCACUUACUGAAAAUGGUGAAAAUUUAAUAAGCGCCCAGCCUCGAAUAAGCGCCCACCUCGAAUAAGCGCCCACUCUCAAGGUCCAAAAAUUUAAUAAGCGCCCAGGGCGGUUAAUCGAAUAAAUACGGUACUUCUCACGGUACGUUCCUGGGGACGCGCUGCUCAGCUAUUGGGCCCAGUAACAGCCACAGAACUCUUUGCAAAACUUAAAUCUUCUCGUUUGCGUAUGAAAACGAGAUUAAUUAUGGAAGAUGUUAAAAUGGCGGAUGUGCCAACACACUCACCACAUGUUUACUAACUCACCCGAAUUGUUUUUUCUCUUGUUGAAGCCUUACGUCGGUGAAAGUGUUAAACAGCAUCAUAUUUCUUGGGAAAGCUACUCAAUACGUCAAAGAAGAAAAGAAUGAAGAAUUUGUCAAGGGUAAUCAGAGUAGCCAAGUCUCCGCGAGAACUCUCGAGGCCCAGGUCUCCGCGACUUUGUUGGACUCUGCGCAGUGUUCGAGUAUUUCAUUGGUUGACGAGAAGAAGAAAACGGGAAAAACUGCGGAAAACAACAAGAAGGCAAAACCACACGAAAAAACACUGGCGGAGAUAGACAGAUACACGCUUUGCAAUAAAGAAAUCGUGGUGUUUUAACAACCCACGUUACCUUCUUCACUUGAUUGUGAAAUAAAAAGUUUAGUUCUGAAUUCAAAAUAAAAGUUAGUCUUUAUUUAAGGCAAAGGGGACAGUAAGACGAAGCUGGAGGAGUUUUAAAAACCCGGCUAACUGC